Bombus impatiens (common eastern bumble bee) is the source of this 4123-nucleotide messenger RNA. RefSeq names its product heat shock factor protein. Gene Ontology annotation, biological process: regulation of DNA-templated transcription. The transcript has 12 exons. NCBI's taxonomy places the organism in Eukaryota, Metazoa, Arthropoda, Insecta, Hymenoptera, Apidae. Bases 146 to 2125 code for a protein of 659 amino acids. The record is from RefSeq and is a predicted model, not a curated record. Gene Ontology annotation, molecular function: DNA-binding transcription factor activity; sequence-specific DNA binding.
GCAUUAAAAUAUUUCCCCCUUUCUCUCCACCUGUAACUACUACUAGCAGAAUAACAUCGUCAGCGGCCAGCCAUUGUCGUGAGAUGUGAAGAUUUUUUUCGUGAAAGAUCAAGAUCAAAAAUUGGAGAAAUUACAAAUUGCAGAAAUGCAUACAAUCCCGGAAUUGGGUACCAGUGUACCAGCGUUCCUUGCCAAACUUUGGAAGUUGGUCGAAGAUUCUGAUACUGACGACCUUAUUUGUUGGUCACCUAAUGGAAGGAGUUUUUUCAUUAGAAAUCAGGCACAAUUUGCCAGAGAAUUAUUGCCACAUUACUACAAACACAAUAACAUGGCCAGUUUUAUCAGGCAGUUGAAUAUGUAUGGUUUUCACAAGAAAGUUUCUGUAGAAUUUGGUGGUUUAAAAUGUGAUAAGGAUGAAAUGGAAUUCGCACAUCAAUUCUUCUGUAAAGGUCAUCCAUAUCUUGUAGAACAUAUUAAAAGAAAAAUUGCCUCUAAUAAAGGACAAGAUCCAGCACUUACUCCUAUUAAACCAGAACUAAUGAAUAAAAUGCUUACUGAAGUAAGAAGCAUGAGAGGUCGUCAAGAACAUUUAGAUUCAAGACUUGGAGCCAUGAAAAGAGAAAAUGAAGCACUGUGGCGAGAACUAGCAAUGCUUAGACAGAAGCACCUUAAACAACAGCAAAUUGUUAAUAAACUUAUACACUUUUUAGUUACAUUGGUACAGCCUUCCAGAAGUGGUGGUCUCUCUGUUAAAAGAAGAUAUCCACUAAUGAUCGACGACUCUAACCGUCAACGUAACAAACAGGCGAAAUUAUCAAAGUCACAAACAUCACCAGCGGGUCCUGUAAUUCACGAACUUGAUUCAUCAGAACCGGAUCUAGAUUCGGAAUAUAUUGUUGCAGAAAUGUUGGAAGGACAUCCAAACCCAGCUAUUGAAAGUCCAGAGCAUAAUAACACUUCAAUAAUGGAAGACAAUAAUAUGGAAACAAUUCAUUUAGUUGAUGAUCCUCUUCACUUACCAGAUGAUAUACAACUUAUUAAUUCUCAAGAAACUGAAACAAAGAAAAAACGUGGAUGUAAGGGUAAGAAGAAGAGGAAAAACAAGGUGCCGGUCAAAAUUUUGAUCCCAUCGACGGAGGAUGGAGAGGAACCAAGGGAAGAAACACAUUUGCUUGAGAUACCAUUAGACGCUGAACCGGUGAUCGCUUUACUGAAAGAUAAACCAGCCUCAAAGGCAGUGCCUCUGUCAACUAUGCGUAGUCCAAAGCUCGCAGCAAUGGCAGCUAAUAUGAACAAAGUCACUAAUGUAAAGUCUGAGCUCGAUUUGGGUACUUCAACAGAUAUAGAGGAAGAUGUUCAGGAGAAUAAUCCAACCCUGGUAAAACUCGAAGAUAUUUUAAUAGUACCAGAAAUAAUCAACGAGGAUGUUGAAACCGAAAAUGUCGAGUUUAGUGAAAACAAUACCAAUUCUGAAAGCAAUGAAACCAAUGCCACUUUCAAUCAACUUGACAAAGUAGAUGAUAACGUUGAACAGAAUAACGAAAAAAAUUCUUAUACAAAUGGUGCUCAGAAAUGUUUGGAGCAGGGCAAAGACAACUGCAAUGGAGCAGGGACAAGCAAUUCAAAAGAUUUGUCAUUGAGUUGCAUCAUUCCCUCGGGCAUGUCUGAUGCUGCUUACAGGUUAGGAUCAAUGGAGGAAAUGGAUAAUCACCUCGAAACAAUGCAAACAGAAUUGGACAAUCUCCGCGAUAUUCUACGAUGCGAGGGUUAUAGUAUCGAUGCAAAUACGCUUCUUGGUUUAUUUGGAGCAGAUGAUCCAAUGUCAUUUGGUAUGCCAGUUAAUCCAGAGUUGAACCCACAAUCUGAAAAAGAAGAGGAAAAUCAUGCUAAUGUUGCAGAAAAUAAUAAUGGAACUGGUGGUGGUGAACUUAUGGCAUAUAAUCCUGCUCAAAACUUCUUAGAUUUCGACGAUGACAUUUUCUUGGAGGCCACAUCUCCUCCAACUAGCACAGCAGGUGGCGAUACAGCUAUAAUCAAUCUUUAUAGCUCGGAUUCUCUCGAUUUGGAGGAUAGCAAAUUUUCAUUUCUGAAUUCCUUAACAAAUGAUGUGAACACUUCAUCAUAAAGUCUCAUUCCUAUGCUUUGGAAGAAAGACUGCUGGAUUUUUAAUCACCUUAUUGGUAAUGUCUUCGUUUUAAUUAGUGAAUAUGAUGCUACGGUAAACCCUGUAACAAGUUUAGUAUGAAGGGGAUGAUGUAAAGAAUUGAAGAGGUACACACAGUGGUUCAUGCUUAAAAUUCCUUGAAGAAGGAAAUAAAAAAUCAAACGAUAUAAAUCUAUAAAUCGGAAGAAACAAUUUAUCUUCGUGUUGAUGAGGAUAGGUACUAAACAAAUAAAAACGUAUUCUACGAACUAUCAUUGAAAGAAUAUAUAGCGUAAAAAAAGCAAAAGCAAAUAUGCGCGUAUCGUGUAUGUAUCGACAAAGGGCUGUAAUUUCCAGUUUCACCGACUUGUACAUAAUUAUGCAGAAUUCUGCAUUGAUAAAAAAUAUAGAAUGUUUCCUAAAAAUGUCCAUUACCUGAAAAAUAACAAUUUUUUUACAUGUGUAUGUAAUGCACAGUAUUAGAUUAUAAAUGAAUUAAUUCUAUGUUGAGCGGCAUAUAUGCUAAAAGGUGCACAGAUGUAUAUAUAUACAAAUCUAUACAUAUAUAUAUGCAGAAAGUGAGCAUGUUAAAGGUAUAAAAUUUGUUUAAUAAUGUCAGUCUAUUUUUUCGUAAACGUCUUUUUAUUGUGGUAUAAGGUUUAAACAAACCUAAAAUGUUGAAACAAAGUUUAAACAAAGUUAAAGGUGAUAGUACAACCUAAGAUUUCAGUGUCUAGUUCCACUAUCACUCCCGUUGUUGUGUAAAAGAUUUUUCUUUACUUUUAAUCAACACUUUUUCAUAUAUUUAAUCUUCUAGAUUUCCUUUUUUCAAUCCUGCCUUUUAAUUUUAUUUUUCUAAUUUUUGUUUUGAGUGUGUUAAAGGCUAUGUGAAAGUAAUACUAUUGAUAAGAAUAUCUAAUUAAUUUUGUAAAUGAAUUUGAUCAUAGAGCAUGAAUAAGUAAGUAGGGUGUUAAGUAAUUAUUUAGAAUAUUUAUGGAAUCAAGAUACUUAACUAAAUAAUUAAUCCAUAUUUUUGUUGUAUAAAUCAAAAACAUUUUUUUUAUUUUCAUUGUGAAAUAAAAAUUAUGUUCAUUCACACGUACAAUUACUUGUAUGCAGUAGAUAGUUCAAACCAAUAAAUGUCUUUCACCAAACACUGAAAUCUUAAUGUUGAAUCUUUACAAAAUAGAUUGAGUUUGUGUAUAUCAGAAAAUAAUAUAAACAGAAUAGUACACUGUAAUCUUUGUUAGAUUAACAUGUUAUUUUAAUUUAGUAAUAAGUAGAUUUUUUUAUAUUCAUUUGUGAAGAAAAACACCAUAUAUUACAAAUUCAUAAAAAACUUAACAUAUGUUAUAUAAUUCCAUAUACAGUGAAGUGUCAACCAUACAUUUAUAUAGUUUACUUUUCUUUACAUAUUACAAUAUUUCAACCUUACAAAUAUUUCAACACACUUCAUAAUUUCUUAGAUUUAACUCAUUUAAAUUACUUAUCUAUGUGUUAACAUUACUUUUAUUAUGUAAUUAUUAAGCGUCUGUUAAUUAAUUUACAAUGCAAUAUGUGAACAACUUAAAAAACCUUUUUGUUCAAAAUAUUUAUUAAAGAAAAUUGUUAUUGAUCUUCUAUGGGCUAACUGUUAAUUUUUUUUUCUAUUAAUCUAAUAGAAAGUCAUUAGUUUCAAACGAUUAACUCAAAUUAUAUCAAUUUGUUUUAUCAUUUGAUUAUUAAGUGUAUGUACACUUUAAAGAAUAUUUAACCAAACGAUUAUUCACUUACUCAUGGAAGAUCAAACUACAAGAGUGUAACAAAAUCAAAAUAAUGUAUCAUGUACAAAAGUAUAGUUGAUACUACACACUUGUAGAUAUCCAAUUUUGUGAUACAUUAAAGUUUUGUACAAAAAGGUAGGGCUGAUUAAAAACAGGUGACAAUUCCUCCUUUCCCGGUUAUAAAUUGCAUGUUUUGCUAUUAAUUAUAAAAAUACCA